AAUGUUAAGGAGAAACAAGACAUUACUUUUUAAGUACUUCCUUAAUCUCAUUAAUGGAGCUUUCAUGGUCCUUGGAUUCGUAUUCAUGGGAUUUGGUGCAUGGAUUUUAUUAGAUAAAAAUAAUGUUCUCACAGCUUUCGAUGAAAAUAAUUACUUGAUAGUAGAUAUUUUUCAAAUUUUGAUUGGAACUGGAUCUGCUAUUAUUCUCCUUUGUCUCUUGGGUUAUUUGGGAAUCCACAAUGAAAUCAGAUGUCUCCUAAUUCUGUAUGCAGUAUUGUUAAUGUGGGCCAUCGGUGUCCAGGUUGUACUUUCAGUACUCAUCUUUCUAAAGAAAAAGGAGGUUCACCAUGUAUGGCAUAGUAAAAUGAAUUCUCUCAUUUCUGAGUAUGGAUCUAAAGAUAAACCUGAAGAUAUACCGAAGUGGAUUUUUCUGAAUGCUCUCCAGAAAACAUUACAGUGUUGUGGCCAACAUAAUUAUACUGACUGGAUGAAGAAUAUGAAUAAAGAAAAUUCAGAACAGGUGCCAUGUUCUUGCACAAAUUCCACAUUAAGAAAGUGGUUUUGCGAUGUGCCCCAGAAUGCAACUUACCUGGAGGGCUGUGAAAAUAAAAUCAAUACAUGGUAUAAUAUGAAUGCACUAACAUUAAUUCGAAUUAACUUUGGACUUUUGGCUUUAGAGAUUUUGCAAGUCUUCCUAACUAUGCAUUUUUUCAGACACAUCAAGAGUAGAGUAUGUGCAAAAACGUGAUGAUUGUAUUUUACCUAUCCAGAAGAACUCAAUUUUUUCUUAAAAUACUCUCAUAGUAUUAAUUCCUCAUAAAUAAGUUUAGAAUUGCAUUAAUUAAGCUGAAGACUUAC
Erinaceus europaeus (western European hedgehog) is the source of this 858-nucleotide messenger RNA. RefSeq names its product tetraspanin 19 (gene TSPAN19). Gene Ontology annotation, cellular component: membrane. The transcript is spliced from 8 exons. The record is from RefSeq and is a predicted model, not a curated record. Bases 2 to 748 code for a protein of 248 amino acids. NCBI's taxonomy places the organism in Eukaryota, Metazoa, Chordata, Mammalia, Eulipotyphla, Erinaceidae.